Bactrocera latifrons is the source of this 1533-nucleotide messenger RNA. RefSeq lists its product as uncharacterized. The transcript has 2 exons. The record is from RefSeq and is a predicted model, not a curated record. Lineage: Eukaryota; Metazoa; Arthropoda; Insecta; Diptera; Tephritidae. The coding region runs from base 24 to 344 and encodes 106 amino acids.
UUGCGUGUGCGGAAUCAUUGCGAAUGUUGAAAAAGCUUCAGUUUUAUCAAAAAAGAGUCUACCUGGGCUUAAACGCCUUCAAAAACGAUCGAGAGAUGGUUGAAGACAUUCCUMAUUCUGGACACCCUUCGAUCUCUUCAACUGAUGAAAGUAAUAAAGAAGUGAAGGAUAUAGUGCGUGAAAAUCGUCAGGCGAUUGUUAGAAAGAUGGCAAGAGRRCUCGACAUCUCCGGCGAGUUCGUACAAAUGAUUUUUAUGAAUAUUUUGGGUCUCCUUGGUCUAAAAACGCUAUGGUAUUCAUCCACCGAUCAAUCACCGCAUUCACCAGACUUGGCACUGAGUUAGUUUUUCCUAUUCCUCAAACUGAAAAUGCCGCUCCAUGGAACCCGUUUACAGUCGAUCGAGAGAUAAAACAAAAUUCGUUGAAGGAGCUGAAGGCCAUCCUAAAAAGUGCUUAUGAAAAGUGUUUCCAGGACUAAAAAUUGUUGGCAUCAGUAUAAUGUACUGGUGGGAAUUACUUUGAAGACGGUAAAAUAAAUAUUGAUGAAUAUUAAACAAUUUGCGUUUUAUUCGCAAUUUCCGGGUACUUUUUCGUCACAAUGUACUAUAAUACACAACUACGAGUAUAUUCACAUUACGUAUAUGUGUAUUUGUGAACACAAUGAUAAUUAGUGAUUGGACGUAAGAAUGCAUGAACUUAGAGAGUGUGUGUGUGUGCGUGAAUACAUUCGAUUAAAGUUCAUAUUUUCUGUUAUUUAUUUUGUGUGGAAUGCCAAUCGUAAUGGCUUUGUUUGCAACUUCUCAAAUGGCUUAUCGCUCUUUAGUUGCUUCACAAYUAAAAAAUGUGUUUCGUUUACCCAUAAUAAAAUUAUUGAAACUCCAUUGAGAUCACUCGUUAAACAAGCACUUAUCCUCACUUGCACACUGUUAUAUCCAUGGGAUAAUCAUAUUUUUCGAUUCGGUUGUUCCUUUUGAUAUGCCAAUUCACUUGCAUAUGUGGAUGUACAUAUGCUAUAAAGUUUUACUUAAAUUGCCAAUUGCGGUUGAUAAGACAAAAAUCAUAAUUUACUUGCCACAAUAUUUAUAUACCACACUUAACCUAUUGAUUUAUGAUGUUGUGUAUGCGAAUGCAUUUUUAUUCAUUUAGUAUUUGAGGAGACCUUUGGGCACACUUUUGGCAUGGAAGAGUACCCACAAAUCUUAUUAAAUUGUUAAUCUCAAAUUUUGCCCCGCUGCAUUGAUCUCAUAACUGUUUCAUAAUUAGAAGUUUUAUUAAUUUUAAAAAAUAUCAAAACCUCACGCGCCGAUAACAUCAAAAAGUUAGCUCUGUUACAAAGUAACUAAACAACAGUUAGCUCUGUUAUCUCUGUUAACUUUUUGUUAUUAUUGCGAUAAUUUUUUAUCGGAUUUAUUUUAUUACAAACCAACAGAACUCGCACCGUUUUCAUAAUAUUCUGUAGUAAAAAUUCUGAUUAAGGGUUCUAUAAUGGUCUUAAAAAAAGAAUUUAGCUUUAUUAAAAUGUCCUAUAACUUU